CGGCAAACCCGGAAGUGUAGUGAGUGCAGUACGUCUUGGCGCGCGUGAGUGAGUUGGAGUUGAUAAACCAGGAUGGGAGUACGUGGUCUGCAGACGUACCUGGAGAGGCACUGUCCUGAAGCCUGUGUGAAGGUGAACCUGUCAGAGUUAGCCAGGCAGUACCACAGACAACAUGGCACCAGGCCGGUCAUGGUGGUGGACGGAUUAGGCUGUCUAAGAAAACUCUACAAUAGAGAUCUUCCAUGGGUCUAUGGAGGGCAGUGGAGAGAAUACUACGAGGAGCUUCGCCAAUUCCUCCAGUCGUUCAGAACUGCUGGCAUUGACCUUGUGUUCAUCUUUGACGGGGUCGUGGAAAAGUCCAAACGUGCAGAAUGGGUGAAACGCAGGCAGCAGUCUGCCAGAGACGUGGUCACAGUUUUCAGUCACAUCAAGAAACAUGGCACCCAGCCUUCAGAUGACCUCUUCCAGAUGCCAGUCAGCUUGGGAAUGCUGACUAGAUUCGCCCUAAAAAGUUUGGGUGCGUACGUAUUGAACACCACUAAAGAAGCAGAUAUAGAAAUAGCUGAAUACUGUAUGAAGUAUCCAUGUUUCGGGAUCCUUGGCCAAGACACUGAUUUUGUCAUCUUCAACACUGUUCCCUUCUAUUCUAGCAACAAUCUGGAUAUAUCUACCUUGACCACUGUACAGUACUCUAGGGAAAGGUUGUGCUAUCGACUGCAGAUUGGCUUAGAAGACUUACCACUGUUCUCGUGUCUUAUGGGGAAUGAUAUAAUCAAGUCCACUGAGUUAGAGUCUUUUAAGAGGAGGCAAGUAGGAGUGCCUGCUAAUGCUAGGUUCCCUCGAGUAGAGGAUGUUGUGAUGGCAGUUUCCAGAUACAUGCAAACAAUCCCACAGGGGACAACAAUACGGGACAUUGCACGAGAUGUGUUUCCCAAUGAACCCGACAAAUGGUUGAGGAUGGAGGAAGGUGCCAGAAUGUACCUGUUACCUGGGGACCCCUUACCUUGGUACAUGUACAUGCAGAAUUGUUCUCCACAUGCACUGCCACCUUUUGGCGCAAAACGGAACUGCAGGCAGAUGAGUGGGGAUGAAGAGAUCACUCUUGAAGUGGAUGUGGAAGAGGUCAGGCCUAGGGUUGACACCAAGGUUCUCCAGUUAGCUCGGGAAAGGCAUCUGAAUUCAGACAACAUUGCACAGAUCUACAACAUCCUCAUCUCGGCUGAGACAGAUAGUAGUGUGGCAAUGGAAGACGAAACUAGCACAGACAUUCCCUCUUCUUCUGUACUGUUUCGUCCAAUUCGACAGAGAAUGUAUGCAGUUCUCUAUGGAAAUGCAGUGAAGGAGUGGUGUCCAUACAGAGGAAACACUUUGACCCAUCCUGAUGUUGUAACUGCUAUACCACUGGACCUACCAGGAGGGACUCCGCCCCUUUCAAUGCUGUGGUUUUCCCCCGUCGGACCACAGGCCCAACACCUCCGUCUGCAGACCUUCUUUGCCUGUAUGGACUGUGUUAGUCUACUGGAAUGUGUAAAACCUGAACCACACUACAUCAUCCUGUGUUUGGUACUCCACUACAUGGUGAAACACAUGUUAACAUUACAGGAAUGGGAGGUGGACGCCUUCCUGGCUCAAGCUGUGGUACCCUUUGCCCAAGAUGUUGAAAGGCUGCAAGGAUUAAAGGUACCGAGAGUUGCACCCCGCCCAGUCCAUCUUGCUGCAGUGUUCCUCAAGGGUGUAAGCUACUCCCUAUUCGCUGACUGUGCCUGUGGCUGGCCAAUCACGGUGCAGGAUGGUGUGCCCUGGAACUACUUUGAUGGAAAGCUGUUCAACUACAAGUAUCUGAUGGCAGAGGGUGGGGCAGAUGUCAGAGCUCUAUGUGAUCAUGAUGAGAGAGCUCUACAGUUGUUCUGGACUCUGAAAGAGUGUGUAACAGUUGGCACCAGGCUAGACCAGAAGGGAAGACAGAUGUGCUUUCCACAUUAAAAAGCUCAGGUGAUCACUACUAGAGACAAAGAAUCCUGAGCUCCUGUUAGGACUUCUCUGUUUGUAAUCAGUCUCCUUUCUUAGAGGUGAACGGUAACUAAGUCUGCAAUCAGGAUUCCAUAGAGACAGUAAAUGAUGCCCUUGCAUGGCUUUGGGCAAAGAAAAACUCCAUAAUUUGGCAAAGAAAAACUCCAUAAUUGGGCACCGAGGGUAGCUCUUCCUAGACUUUUCCAUCGAACUUGUUUUAAGUUGUUCUCAAAAGUUUUCCAACUCAUCCGUCAAGAAGGAGAAACUCCCAAGUGUAUAUCAUUGUAGCAGUACAAGAUGAAGUGCACAUCAGUCAUACAAGAAGCUGCACUGGAAACUUUCCAAAAGAAUGCCUCACUUGCAUUCUUUUAAGUACAUUUUAAGAUAUACAAAUGUACCAGUUUUCAACUAUGUACAGAAAAACUGUGGCAGUAAGUGAAGUAAAGUAAUGCACCAUACAUGUACAUAUGUUCUUUUUAAU
Messenger RNA from Branchiostoma belcheri (Belcher's lancelet), 2491 nucleotides. Its product is annotated as constitutive coactivator of peroxisome proliferator-activated receptor gamma-like. The record is from RefSeq and is a predicted model, not a curated record. Lineage: Eukaryota; Metazoa; Chordata; Leptocardii; Amphioxiformes; Branchiostomatidae. Gene Ontology annotation, cellular component: nucleus.